AUGGAUGCCAUGAGUUGUAAUGUCUGCGGAAAUAGAUUGGUUAUUAAGGGUAUUUCACUUGUUUGCACUGGAUGUGGAAAUGCUACUAGAAGCAAUCAUAUAUUCUCAACUGAACAAGAAUAUUAAAAAUAAAUACUCAAAAGAACUACCUCGCAUAUAAUGCAAAGGAGAGAAAGAGAAAUUCAACUCAAUCUUACAUUAUCAGAACACAUUAAAUAAAAUUGGAUAUAAUAUUUAGCAGCAUUUACUAAGUUUAUUAAUUUUAUAGGAAAGCAACUAAAUUUAGAUAUCAAACCACUUUUUUCAAGAUAUUUGCAUCAUCACAUCAAUCAGCCGGUCAAUUCAAAUUGGACUAUAGCAAGGAAGGGACAUUAAGCAUUUUCUGAGAAUAGAGUUGUCAAUUCCAAAUACAAAUUUAAUAAUUCCAAUACAGAAUCAACACUCAAUAUUAAAGUAGAAGAUGACUUUGAUCAUGAUUUCGAAAAAUAACUAUAAAAUAAUUUUACACAGGAUUAAUAAAAUUAAAGUUCUAUAAUAGAAAUUUAAUAAAUUAAAAAGAAAAUAUCCAAACCAAAAACACCAUUCUAUUAAAAAAGAGUCAUCAAACUUUAAUUAAAAUAAGGAAGUAAUCUAGGUUAAACUCUUUCUAAAAGAAAACAAUCAGUCCAUAGAAAAGGAUCUCAGAUACUAGACAUUCCUGUUAAUUAAGAUAAAUCAACAUUUAUUAAUGGUUUACUUUCUUCAACUAAUCUUACAAAUACAAUUUAUUAUGCUUUGAUUGAAAUCUAUUUUGAAAAAUACUACAGUACCACAACCAAUGAUUUAAAUUUGGCAAUCAAAAAGAUUAAAAACAUUAAAACUAAUUCAAAUAAUACUCAAAUUCUCUCCCUUAAAUCAAUAAGCUAAGAAUUGCUUUAAGAAAUGUCUCCCUUCUUAUAAAAAGAGUAUGUAUUAGUUUAAGAUAUCCUAAUUUAUAUGUUAGGAUGCCCAAAUAGUUUUUACGAGAUGUCUGAACAGUGGAAUCAUUUUGAUUUCAAGACUCUCAACAAAAAUCUAAAGAAAAGAAAUGUGAAUUUUAUUUCCAGAAAAAUAAAGUACAUUUAACAAUUUUUGAAAUCCUGUUAAUAAAAGGAAAUAAACACAUAGGAAACUGAUGUAACAGUCAAUAUAAACAACAAACUUUUUUCAAAAAAAAAAUUAAAUCUGAUACCAUUAGAUUUUACUUUUGGGCUAAUUCUGAUAUAUGCUACAAAUCUGAUCUAAGGAAAUAAGUUAUUUCCAAGCAAAUUAAUCUAAUUGAUAAAACAAAAAGAAAUCAAUUAUUUGGAAGGGUUUUCUCAUUUAAUGGGUGACACUACAAAUCAAUAUUUAACAAUCCCUUAGCAUCUGCCUAAAUCUGGAUUCAUUAGACAUCAAGCUGUGAAAUUAUUAAAACAAUUUAAUAUUGAAUAUUAGGAAUCUAAUAGAGAAUAGUUUUUAGAUAUGUUCAAAAGCAUUUGCAUUGAAUUGAAAAUAUCUCAAUAAAUCUAUAGUAUUGCAUUGACAUUUGAGUAAAAGUACUUUAUCAAUUUCAAUAUUCAUAAUAGUCAACACGAUAUCUAUUCUUGUAGUUUAAUCUUGUUGGCAUUUAAAUAUUAUAUUUACAUUGAUAAGUUAAGCGCAAUUAAAGAUUUAUCUUUGGUUUUUGAAUAUUGCAAGAAUAUCUAACCUUACGAUUACAAAGAUUUAGAGGAUUGUACCCUAGAAAAUUUAAGAUAAAAAUUGAAUGCUUUAUAAAAUUUUGAUCAAUAUUACGGUGAUAGGGAUCUGAAUAUAAAGUUGAAUUCAAAAUUAUAAUAAUUAGAUAGUUAUUUUGAAUAGCAAAUAAUACAAGAAUAUCAUAAGCAGGUUUAAACUGUCGAGAUAACAAAUGAAGUCAAAAUAAAUAUCAUUCAUGAGGAUUGGGACUUUUAUAAAACAGGGGAUUUUGAGUUUGAGGCUCCAGAAGUAAGAUUUUUGGAGAUGAAAUUAAGUAAUUACAUUGACGAUGAUGAAAAUUCUAUAAUUAAUUUAUUUCAUGAAUUGGAAAGAGUCUUGGUAUGA
This is a messenger RNA of Paramecium tetraurelia, 2082 nucleotides long. RefSeq lists its product as uncharacterized. NCBI's taxonomy places the organism in Eukaryota, Ciliophora, Oligohymenophorea, Peniculida, Parameciidae. The record is from RefSeq and is a predicted model, not a curated record. The transcript has 2 exons.